UCAGAAGAGAAACAACAGCGCUUCAGAUCUGAAAAUAUAAGCAUCUUCUUCCUCAUAAUUCAAGCAGUCACAAUGGUAAAGGCAUUGUUGAGGGGUCUCAUCGUCCUCUGCCUGCUUCAUCUGUGUGUUCAAAGCAUUCAGGGCGAUGUGAGCCCUGCUGCCCUGGCUAAUAUGAUCCAGUAUUUUGAUGUCAAUGUCCAGCCAAAGGCUGAUGCUCAGUAUGCAAUAGCGAUCUCUGUCCCACAGGAUCAGUGUACGAAAGAAGGAGCUGUAAUCGAGACUGUGUUCAGCAAGGAGGAUGCAAAAUAUGUAAAAGAUGUUAUCACUAAAGGAGAGAAAUGUGUCCUCUGCACAACGUCAAGCAAUGUCAUAGCUACGAGGCCAAAUGGAACGACAAAGGAACAUUCUGAGCAUAUUCUGCUCUAUCCACUCGGUAAUUCUCCCAUGGACAAACUUUUAAAAAAGACAGAUCAGAAUAGCUGUGUAGUUUUCUAUUCGUACAACUCACCUUGUGUGACAAAGUGCAUACAGAACACAGACAAUAUUUUGGAUGGCCUUUCGAACUGGAAAAAUAUGCGAAAAGAAGGAAUGAAUGUUUUUGUCUUUGAAAAUAUUUGGCAGAAGGACGCCUGGAGGAAGGAUAUGGAAAAAGAUCUCCUACAGAUUAAUGCAGAAGUCCCUCUUUAUCGGUGUAAUAGAAAAAAUGUGAUGGAAUGUCAGAAAUGUGUGGAAAAAAACACUGGGAAGGUAAUUCCUUUCUGUCUGCCUGAAAAGAAAUCAAUAUUUUUGUAUUUCCAGAAAAUGCUUUUGUCAGUGAUCAAAAGCUGGCGUGUUAAUGAAUGAUUUCCGCCUUGUAUCUUUCCUAAAACUUAUUUGCCCAGCAUACAUUGGGCUAUGAAAUCAAAAUUAUUGCUCACCGUAAACACACAUCUUUGAAUUAUUAUUCUUGAACACCUGUUCAGUGCCUAAUAAAAAAUA
This is a messenger RNA of Sinocyclocheilus anshuiensis, 978 nucleotides long. RefSeq lists its product as uncharacterized. The coding region runs from base 73 to 843 and encodes 256 amino acids. The transcript has 3 exons. The record is from RefSeq and is a predicted model, not a curated record. Lineage: Eukaryota; Metazoa; Chordata; Actinopteri; Cypriniformes; Cyprinidae.